Mesoplodon densirostris (Blainville's beaked whale) is the source of this 4525-nucleotide messenger RNA. RefSeq names its product transmembrane protein 268 (gene TMEM268). The coding region runs from base 189 to 1223 and encodes 344 amino acids. Lineage: Eukaryota; Metazoa; Chordata; Mammalia; Artiodactyla; Ziphiidae. The record is from RefSeq and is a predicted model, not a curated record. The transcript is spliced from 10 exons.
GCGCGGGCAGCGGUGCCCCGAGGCUGCCGCGUUGUGGGGAGGCGGCGCCCCCUGACCUUCCGCGUCCCCGGGCCCCCCGGGAGGCGGUGAGGGCGGCGACGGCGGCGCGGACGGGCGAAGCUGAGCUGGCUGCUCCAGGAUGCACCACAGCUCUGAGAAGGGGAAGCAGAAGUCCUGUUGGCUCUGCUAUGGCGUGUGAACCGCAGAUGGACCCCGGCGGUGCGGCCGGCCCCUUGCCCACCUCCUCCCCUGGGUGGAGCGCCCUGCCUGGCGGGAGCCCUCCUGGCUGGGGGCAAGAGCUCCACAAUGGCCAGGUCCUCACAGUUCUCCGGAUUGACAAUACCUGUGCACCCGUCUCCUUCGAUCUGGGAGCCGCCGAGGAACAACUGCAGACGUGGGGCAUUCAGGUCCCGGCUGAGCAGUACAGGAGCCUGGCUGAGAGUGCCCUCUUGGAGCCCCAAGUGAGAAGAUACAUCAUCUACAACUCGAGGCCUAUGCGGCUGGCCUUCGCUGUGGUGUUCUACGUGGUGGUAUGGGCCAACAUCUACUCCACCAGCCAGAUGUUCGCCCUGGGGAACCACUGGUUGGGUGUACUCCUCGUGACCCUGGCUGCCAUGAGCCUGACCCUGACUCUUGUGCUCAUUUUCGAGAGACACCAGAGGAAGGCCAAUGCCAACACGGAUCUGAGGCUGGCGGCUGCCAACGGAGCCCUCCUGAGACACCGGGUGCUGUUGGGGGUGACAGACACGGUAGAAGGCUGCCAGAGUGUGAUUCAGCUCUGGUUUGUCUACUUCGACCUGGAGACCUGUGUGCAGUUUUUGUCCGACCAUGUUCGAGAAAUGAAGACGAGCCAAGAGUCCUUGCUGAGAAGCAGAUUGAGCCAGCUGUGUGUUGUCAUGGAGACUGGGGUGAGCCCCACGGUGGCCGAGGGGCCGGAGAACCUGCUGGAGGAGGCUCCUCUCCUGCCCAGCAGUCCUGGUCCCACAGAGAGGCCACUCAUGCAGACUGAGCUUCGCCAGCUUAUUCCUGAGGCUGAGCCGGAGGAAAUGGCCCAGCAGCUGCUGGCAGUGUUUGGUGGCUACUACAUCCGGCUCCUGGUGACCUCUCAGCUCCCCCAGGCAUUGGGCACACGACACACAGACUCUCCAAGGAUUCCAUGCCCCUGCCAGCUCAUAGAAGCCCACAUCCUGGGCACAGGGUGCUGCCCAUUCCUGGCCAGGUGACCUAGGGACGAAGGUACACAUCUUCUUCCAAGGCUGAAGGACCCUGCACAAGAAUGGCUUGUCAGCAUCCCACACUGACCCCUGGCCUUUGCGGAAGCCGACGGUCCCACUCUGAGGUACUUUCUGUGCUGCUUAGAACUGUGGGCAUGGAUGAAAGGGCCACCUGCACAUGCCUUUCAUCGUCUGGAGAGCCCAGGAAAUGUGAAGAUGACCAGACCGGACCGAAUGUGUGUCCAAAGCUUGGUCUCAGGUGAUGAUGCUCCUGUCCCCACGCGCUCCUUGUCAGAUGGAGACUCAGGGAGGACACUGCUCUUUGUGGCAUUGCCUUGGGCCCCUUAGAUUAUAAGAAGCCUCUUCCCAAUCUGAAGUGAAGAAGUAAAUUCUCAGAAUGUUCUCCAUUUUUAAGUUGUUUUUUCCCUACAUUUUCUGAAAAACGAUGGCACUUGGGCUUGUACGCUAGCACACAGGCCUUCAGGAGUAGGAAACAAACGACCUGUAACUGCUAAUGGGAAUAUUUGGAAGAGACUGAUCCUGUCUGAUUGGAGGACAUAUUUUGUUCAAAGGCAUGCUUGCUUGUGGGUAUGGUUUCAUACUGCAGAUGGAGAAUGGCCGUUGGUUCCUUAACACUAACUCUGUCCUGGAGUGAAGCGUAAUCUGUCACUUGUGGAAUUCCAUGAAGAGCUCAGAGGCUGCCAGGUGCUCUCUGCUUCUGAACAAGUUUGAAGACCCGUUGUUCCCUAGGCCCAAAUCCAAAAGCCCUAGCCUGGCACUUAAAGGCUCCCCAGCACCUAAGACCUGGCCUUCAUCUGCAAUUUUGGCUUCAUCGCCCAUAAAAAUCCUUCAUAGGUUGAAACACUUUUCCUGGACUGACAUACCUGUUCCUUUGUAUCUGCUGGACCCCUAUGCAUGCUUUUGUAAAAAAAAAUUUUUUUUUAAAUUGAGGUAUGGUUGAUGUAAGAUAUAUACAAGGUUCAGGUGUACAACAUAGUGAUUCACCAUUUUUAAAUGUUAUACUCCACUUAUAGUUAUUAUAAAAUGUUGACUGUAUUCCCUGUGUUGUACAAUAUAUCUUUGUAGCUUAUUUAUUUUAUACAUGGUAGUUUGUACCUCUUAUCCCCUCCCCCUAUCUUGCCCCUCCCCAUCCUAUGCAUGCUUUAAAGCUCAGCUUUCCUCACCCCUCCUUCAGGAAGCCUUUCAACAUAGCCAGACCUGCCACUCUCUGCUUCCUUUAUUUUUCUAUUUUUAUUUUUAAAAAAUUACCUCUUAAUCCAUUAAUCCUAAUCAUCUCACUUUUUUUUUUUCCCCACACCACGUGGCUUCUGGGAUCAUAGUUCCCCGACCUUGGAUUGAACCCAGGCCACCGUAGUGAAAACACCUAGUCCUAACCACUGGACCGCCAGGGAAUUCCUGACUGCGGCCUUUAAAUUCUUGAUGUAGUUGCUGCCUUUACUGAUGUCUUAUGUUAUUGAUUCUGUUUUCCUGUGCAUAUACCUAUUCUUCUAGCUAGACUAUAAGCUCCUCAAGGACAAAGACUGCACCUUGUACUUUUUGUGCAUGACCUGGACUUGCUAAGGAAAAAAAUCCUGUGGACUGAGUGCUUUGUCAUCUCUAUAGUAGCUUUUGCAAAUUGCUCUCUGUACUCAGUUGAAUGAUGAAGUUGUCACAGACUGGGGUUCUGGUCCUGAACUGCCACUUUUAGCUAUGUAACUUUAGGCUGGUCCUCAGUCUACACAUCUGUAUAGUGGGUAGAUUGGAUGAUUCUUAAUGGCCCUUUCAAAGCCAAAGAUCUGGGAAUUUCCAUCUUUUUCUGUUCCAUUUUAACCCUUGGUCUUUCUCUCUGUUAUGCCUUUAUCUACACGCAGAAAGGUUCUAUAGACCCACACAGGUGAGGUGUCCCAGACCUGAUACCCCUUUGGAUGGAACACUGGCCUAGCCAGCAGGAGAGCUAUAUUCUCAUUUCAGAUCUGCUACUUCUUAGCAGUAUGACCUUGGUUAGGUUAACCUCACUGAAUGUCAGUUCACUCUAUAAAUGAAUCUGGUGAACAUGAAAUGUAAUUAUGUGGGUGACUUACCAUGUAAGAGAUGAAUCUGACUGUUCACUUUCUCUGGGCCAGAGAAGAGAAAUCAUGUACAUAAACCAGCCCUUGGAAAUGGCUCUUUUAGGCAUUUCUCUUUAGCCAACAAAUGCUGUGGCCCGCUUUGCUCAAUGAGAAUUAUUCAUGAAGGCGAUCAUUGUUUUUCUCACCUGCCACAGCGGAAGUGUGGGCUGUGAAUGUGAUCAAUAGUAGCCCAUAUUUAUCAUCCAACCAUAAAACCCUGGUAAGUAUAAUAACAGAGAAUAAAAAUGUGUGUGUUUUAACAAAACAGCAGUUUUUCCAUUUUACAGCUUCCUUAAAGGACCCUUGAUGUGUUGUUUCCUGCCUUUUCCUCUCUUUAGAGUUUCUGGUGGUCUCACCCAGUGGGUAGGGCAUUGAGGUGUGCCCAUGAGGUACAUUUCUUCGCAUUUGAGCCUCAGUUUCUUUCCUCUUUUAGAAAAUUCUGUGAUCCUGUCUUGCCUGCUUCACAGGGUUGCUGUGAAGAUGAGAUUCCACAAAGGAACAUGUGCGCCGUUUCAAAGCUCUGUGUUGAUGACAGGCAUGGAGCUGGUGAAGAUGGUGCCAUGUCGUGAAGUGGGAGCGGAGGGCUUGGAUUCUAGAGUCACAUGUAUUCAAAUCUAAGGUCUGCCACCUAGGAGCCGCGUCCUUCCCAUCCUUGGGUCUCAGUCCUCAAGUGUGGAAUGGAGAUAAGUGUGCCUACCUGGCAGGUGGUUGUGAAGAUUAAAUGAUAUAAAAAAUGUAAAGUGCUUACAACUGUGCGUUGCAAACUUGAGUAAGUGCUCAAGAAAUUGUUGCUAUUAUUAUUAUUUUUUAACUGUCACUGUGUCGUAAAUGCUGUAGGUGCCCGACUUAUGCUUUUGUGGAUGAUGUAGUUCAUUAACAGUUAAUGUUUAUUCAUUCUGCAUCAGACCUCAGUUACUCCAGCAUCAUGGGGUGUAUUUAUGUGAAUAACGAUUCUAGUCUUUAUUCUUUAAUCUAGGAAAGAUUCUGCUUCCCUAGCAGGGAAGUUACGCACAAGCUGGUUGGUGACUUUGGGCCAGAUGCUCACCCUCUCUGUUCCUCCUCAUCUAUUAAGGGGGCAUGUGAUAAUAGGGUGAUGAAUUGAGGUGAUGCAUGCAAAGCACAAGGCCUGGUUCAUAGUGUGGUCCAUAGUAAGGGCUCCAUCAUCUGAUGAUGACUUUUCUUCAGCUGCUGCAUACUGUUUUC